Hemisphaericaspora subhashii is the source of this 2238-nucleotide messenger RNA. Its product is annotated as Zn(II)2Cys6 transcription factor. The transcript has a single exon. The coding region runs from base 1 to 2238 and encodes 745 amino acids. Gene Ontology annotation, cellular component: nucleus. Gene Ontology annotation, molecular function: transcription cis-regulatory region binding; DNA-binding transcription factor activity, RNA polymerase II-specific; zinc ion binding. Gene Ontology annotation, biological process: positive regulation of transcription by RNA polymerase II. The record is from RefSeq and is a predicted model, not a curated record. Lineage: Eukaryota; Fungi; Ascomycota; Pichiomycetes; Serinales; Debaryomycetaceae.
AUGGAUUCACAUAAGAUUACCCCACCACCUCAUAGUAUCACCCCACCACCAGAAUCACCAUUAUCAUCAUUCUACUACCAAUACAACAGAAGCUCAAGUCCUUCGGGUUCAGUUUCAAGUAUUACCUCUUCAAGUUAUCAAUCAACAAGCAUAUCACCACCUUUCCAACAUGUCAACCCUCACCCACUACUGCAUAUGCCAGUCUCUGGACUUGGGUUCCAUAUGUAUCCCCAUGCAACCAACAAUAACAACACGUUGCUUUAUCAACAUCAUAAUAACAUUACUCCAACUUCAUCAAUUUCUUCUUCUCCCAAAGUUUUUUCUAGCACAGACUUGUUAUUAGAUCAUAUAUCUCCGUGUACUUCUGCCGAUUCAACGUUUAUUAAACAAGAACCAUCAACUUCGAAAAUAUCCAAAAGUGCCUCCAGCAAGAAAAAACCAAGUCAAAAAUCAAAAACUCCAAGAUCUAGAUUUGGUUGUGAAGAAUGUAAAUCCAAAAGAAUUAAAUGUGAUGAAAUAAAACCCCAUUGUUCUAGAUGUAUCUCCAAAGGUCUUACAUGUCGUUAUAAAAUCAUCUUACAAUUUAGAGAAGAUUUAGAAUUAAGAGGUAAAAAAUUUGGUAGAGAAGGUGUUUGGUCAAAAAAUAAAAAACAAGAUUCUGGUAGUGGUGCUAAAACAACUCAAUUAGUUAAAAGAUCACAAGAAUCAUACUAUGCUACCAUUCGUAACUUACAAAAAUUACAAUUUAUAAACACCGGUUAUAGUGAUAUUAAUCGAGUGUUUAUGCCUCCCAUGAAUAUUACCCCUAUGAUUGUACCUUCUUUACAAUCAUCAAUUAUUCCACCUGAUAUUACCCGGUCAUUGAAAGAUCCAAAUUCUUUGAAUUUCGCUUUGAAUUAUUAUAUUGAAUUCAUUUCACCAAUUUUAAACCCAGUUGGUGAUCAAUCUAUUUAUUACAAUCAAUUAAGUGACGAUAACUCUCGAUCUAUUGUGGUGGAAAAAGGGUUAGACUUAUCGGCAUUAGUGAAGUAUUCUCAAAAUAAUACUUCAUUAUUUUAUCUCAUUCUUUCAUUAGGUUCAAUAUAUUUAUCGAAACUUAACGGAAUUGCUCAAAAAGCUGGUUGGUUAAGUAAAGCUAAAUAUUUCCAAGAUUUAGGUCUUGCCAAAAUCCAACCUGAAAUUGAUAGAUUGGUGAGCGAUACUGAUAUAAAUAAUUCUAGUCAUACAUAUACUACUGAUUUAUUGGUUGCAUUGGUGUUAUUGAUCUUAUAUGAAUUUGCUAAUGAUUGUGACAGACAAUGGACUAUUUAUUUGAAAUUAUGUAAGAAAUUGAUCAAUUCAGAAAAAUUCGUAUUACCUUACAAUAGUUUAGAAUAUUCGUUAUUGAAAUUCUGUCUUGAAUUUUUAAAUUAUCAAGAAAGUAUUGGUAGAACUGCUUGUAAGGAUGUUAAUUCAUUCUUUUUACAAUUGGAAGAAGAAGAGGAAGAAAAAACCGGAGUUGUUAAAGCACCUAAUCAAAUCACGCUUGUUAGUUGGAUGGGAUGUGAUCGUCGUUUAUUAAAUAUCAUUUCUGAUAUUACUGAUUUAUCAUUCGAAAGAUUUAGAAAUUCCAUUAGUGAAACUAAUUAUGCUAUCUUAUGUAAUGAUAUGAAGAAGAAAUUGGAUGAAAUGAAUAUUAAUGUAAUGGAAGCGGCUUUGGCAAGUACCAAUCAUAAUGAAACAACAUUAAUGGUACAAGAAUUUGGAAUGGAAAUCGAAGAAUUCUGUUUCUUGUUAUCCUGUGAGAUUAAGCGUUUAGCUACAAUUUUAUAUCUUGAAUCUUGUUUAUUAAAUAAGACUCCAGAAGAUGAAUCUAUUACUCGCUUGGUUAGACAAAUUUUCAAAUUAUUGGAAUUUAUUGUUAUCAAGAACGAUUAUAAAUGGUAUUCAACGUUGAUUUGGUCAGUAUUUAUGGCAUCUUCUGAAAUUUCAAGUGUUGCCGCUGAUUGUGAAGAUUUACGUUAUUUGACAUUACAAAUUAUGGAUAAAUUAGAAGAUAAUACUUUGGGUAAUGUUGGUAAGACAAGACAAAUUAUUUUAAGUAUUUGGAAGAGAAGAGAUUUAGAUAAUUGUGAUGAGAAUAGUUUUGGUGUUAUAAAUGAUACUACCAAGAAGAACAAGAAGAGAGGCUUAAUGGGAUGGACUAAUGAUUGGGAGAAGUACGUCGUUGAUGAAGAUUAUGCUAUUGCAUUGGCAUAG